Exaiptasia diaphana is the source of this 1791-nucleotide messenger RNA. RefSeq names its product gamma-aminobutyric acid receptor subunit pi. The record is from RefSeq and is a predicted model, not a curated record. The transcript has 10 exons. Bases 26 to 1453 code for a protein of 475 amino acids. Gene Ontology annotation, biological process: chemical synaptic transmission; regulation of membrane potential; nervous system process. NCBI's taxonomy places the organism in Eukaryota, Metazoa, Cnidaria, Anthozoa, Actiniaria, Aiptasiidae. Gene Ontology annotation, molecular function: chloride channel activity; neurotransmitter receptor activity; extracellular ligand-gated monoatomic ion channel activity. Gene Ontology annotation, cellular component: synapse; neuron projection; membrane.
UAUUGCAUUUAAAAUACUGAGAAACAUGUCUCUGCAAAGAAAAGAAGUCUUCAUUAUAUUUGCAGUUUCUCUUUGUAUUCUAAAAAUGAGUAAAACCGUAUAUGGUAUUAGACAGACGCGAAGUAGUGGUACGACAUAUAGCAAUCCAUUUCAGAAAUCCAAAAAAUAUAAUACAAGUUACACAGCGGUAGCUGCCAAACUGCGAGAAAUGAUUAAAAUUACUAAUGGCUAUGACAAAUGGGUCAGACCAAACGACUCAGGUGCCCCAGUAGAAGUAUUAGUAGAAAUGAAGAUCAUGUCAUUUGGGAAGGUUCGAGAGGACGAGAUGGACUUUACACUCGAUAUAUUUUUCCGACAAUGGUGGACAGAUCACCGGCUGGCUCACGGCAUUAAAAAAACCUUCAAUAUGGCGAUGAAUCCAACCAAAUACUUCUGGACUCCAGAUACAUAUUUCGUCAAUGUUAAGUCAUCAAAUUUUCAUCACGUGACUCGUGAAAACACUCGUCUUAUGAUUUGGCCCAAUGGACGUAUAUACUACAGUACCAGGGUGACACUCACUGCUCAGUGUAAAAUGGAGUUCAGCAUGUUCCCAAUGGACACCCAAGUCUGUUUGCUGAAAAUAGAAAGUUAUGCUUACACCGUUGCGGACGUGAUAUACAACUGGAACGUCAAGGGGCAGGACACGUCCAUUGAAAUCUACGCUGAUGAUAUGGCACAAUUCGAUAUGAAGGAUGUGUACACUUCAAAACUAGAGUCAAGUAACAGUAAAGGUUCGUUCGACAGUCUCCGUGUGUUUUUCAAAUUCAAACGUCGAGCAUCGUACUUCUUUCUCCAACACUAUAUCCCUUCUGCGUUCAUCGUGUUUAUCUCAUGGCUUAGCUUCUGGAUUAAUAAAAACGCCGUUCCGGCUAGAGUAUCUCUUACCGUAACUUGUGUUCUUAGUACGAUGGUACUGUUUGAAUCAAUCAAUUCGAGUUUACCGCGGAUCUCAUAUUUAAAGGCUAUUGACUACUAUUUGAUCACAUCUUUCUUCUUUAUCCUCGCUUCGAUGGUGGAAUAUUGCUUUGUUCUAAACAUUAUCGACAAGAACAUUGAUGGUAGCAGAAAAAAUAGCUUACAGACUAGUCAAAGUUGUCACAUUACUGACGUCAUGGACAUGGAGAGCCAACCRCAACAAAGAGAACGAUACUUAAGUUCUUCACGACCAAGACGAGAUGCCAAACUCUCGAAUGGCUACCCAAGUAACUCUACAGUCAUCAGCAUCCCAUUAGUGAAAAAAGAAGUUAARAAAAGACUAGACUAUCAGUUUGGGGAGAUGCUCCCCCCGGAAUGCUUCCGAGCAGGGGAGGACUCRGUKCAUUUGAUUGACAAGUAUUCRAGGAGGAUGUUUCCUCUUCUUUACCUCUUGUUUAACAUUGGUUACUGGUCAUACUUUUUGCCUAAAGUGGACUAGGAACGAGGAAAGUCAGGGGGAAGCUGACUAAGUCAAACGCGCCGCGACUUGCAGCUUUUGUGUUCCACUAGAUGGGUGCUUAAAGAGGCCGACAUGCAUUGAUGUCUGCGUGKUUUAUUGUGUCUCUGUUGCUGCCAAAGUGCACAAUACCAAUCAAUUUAUCCCUUAGAAGAAAGAUGAUAUUUGAAAAAGGGAAAACUACRAGGAAAUAUAGAAAGAAAAAGGGAAAAACGAAUUCGACGAGGAGAUUAGAGGUUUCGGAUACAACGUCGCCUUCKCCGCUGCCGCGCGGGUCAAGUGCUGCAUUACUAAAAAAUAAUGACAUCGCACUCUAUGAC